Molecule: messenger RNA, 1953 nt
Organism: Trichoderma gamsii
Lineage: Eukaryota; Fungi; Ascomycota; Sordariomycetes; Hypocreales; Hypocreaceae
Exons: 1
Coding region: 1-1953 (650 amino acids)
Source: RefSeq, a predicted model, not a curated record
AUGGUUCCCGAACAGGAAACUGGAGGAUCGAUAGAGCGAUCCCGGAGGCAGCUCUCUACUUCGGCCCCCUGCCCGACCAACCCCGAGGCAGAGCCCAUAAAGGAAUCCGAGGUGCCUGCACCAACCCAAGAGGAAGCGGCGCAGGAGAUUACACAGUCAUCACAAGUCUCGCCUCGACGUGAGGCCGAGCCUCGUGCCUCGGCGCCUCAAUCUGCCCCUUUAACCCGCAAUCCUUCGUCCGACUCUGCCAUCUCUGUGGGAGUCGUCUCAUCCUCUCCCACCCCAGAGCCCACUCUUCCAUCCCACCACACACAGCGUCUUGAGCCACCAGUCACAAAAGGCACAUUGAGCGAGCUCGAUGUUGCCAAGAUCAUCCACAACCCCAAGCUUCGUCACGAUAUCAACUUCGACCCUGAGCUCCAUUUCCGCCCCAACAUCGAUGGUGAAAAGGGCCGCAGAAAACAUGAAAAGGCAAAUCAGUUUUGGAGGGCGCUGAAACAGGAGCUGUCGGAGUUUCUCAUGGACCGACCUACAUUCAUCUACAAGCACGGCGAGAAAGAUGACUGGACUUUGCCUAUCCUGCUCAAUGCGGUCAAGGACAUAAUUCAGACACUUGUUCCCCAGCGAGACCGCCUUUUCUUGGACGAGGGUCUUGAUGUCAAGCUACUCAUGCGACAAUUCCACAAGGGCGUUGCCGACCUUGAGAAGCUUGCCCAGUGGCUGUCGAACGUCUUGAAGUCACACUGCGCUCCCAUGCGCGAUGAGUGGGUUGAUGCCAUGUACAACCAGCUGAGCAAUGGAAACAAGAACAUGGACCUCGACGAGCUCGUCACUGGAAUGCGAAGCCUGCUGAACGUUUUGGAAGCCAUGAAACUGGACGUCGCAAACCACCAGAUUCGCUGCCUGCGACCGGCAUUGAUCGAGGAUACAAUCCACUUUGAGCAGAAGUUUUUCCUCAAGAGGAUGGAGUCGGGCAAGACUGAUAUUAGCAUGUCAAGACAGUGGUAUAAGGAGGCGGAGCAGGCGUACGCCGACAGCCGAAUGCACCCCACACAAUCGUUUGGGGAUAUGGGUGUAUUUUUCGAGGGCCUAUCAAGACUCAUGCUGCCCUCGGCCUGGGAGGAACGACUACCCACCACCUUUACCUUUGACGAGGAGCGACUGAUGAAGCUUAGAGCCGACGUGCUGGACGCCAUCAACCUGGAAGUGUGCAUGCGCGUCUAUGAAGACUUUGAGAGAAUAGGACGUCGCACUCCCGCAGCCCCAUCAUCUGACUGCUCUUCCCAGGUGGACGACAUCAUGGACAGAUUUGAUUUCAACACUCCCCCAUCCAUCUCCAGGCCGUCAAGCGUCGUCCACAGCGCGGCUGGAUCUGCCUCCUCGUCACCCAGAUCUUCCUUUGUGGUCCCUUCCUAUGUCGCUCCCAAGCGUGACUCUCAGACCAAAGCUCGUGAGCUGUUCCAGACGCUCGUUGCGCUGCUGCAGACUUCCCCGCAAGCAAGCCAGCCCUCUACUCGAUGGCAGAUGAUGGCUCCGUCAAUGGCACUGCAAAUCUUCCGCUUUGUCAACCUGCCGUCCACCACUCUGCCUCAUUUGGAGGCCAAGCUGGCUUCCGCACUCAGCGACAUCGACUCCCCUUACUACCGCGAUGCUGAAGAGAGCUUCCUUAAACGCUUGAUGGCCGACCUUGGCGCUCGAGUCCGCGAGUUCAAGGGCCUCUCUGGUGUUGCCCUGUUUUCAGUCGCAACUGGCGUUCGAGUUCCCAGUCGUCGACCCGCCACGGCAGACCGUGAUACUGAUGGCGGUUCACGAGAGGCCUUUGACGAUGCAAGCGUGGACGAUAUUGCUACCAGAAUGGCACACCUCGGCGUUUUGCACUGGCGUGUUUGGUCUCAGCUCGCAUAUGCCGAUGAUGAUCAAAUGACGGUUGAUGAUGACUCGAUGCAAAUUUAA